CGCGCAAAGGAAAAAAGGUUGGCUGAGAAAGGAUAGAGAGAGAAAAGAAAAGUACUCAGAGACGUUCUCGGAUUUGAAACACCACUCUUCGCCGGAAUUUGGGAUUCCAUUUCAAGUCCGGCUCCUGGGUUUUUUUUUUUCCUAUUUUCUAACUUCUUCCAGAUUCUCUAGUAUAGAAGAAGCAAACAAAGAAACACGAGAAAAUAUUAGGGCUUUUCAUAAAAUUUGGGAAUUGUGGCAAUUAGGGGUUUUUGUUUUCCCCUUUUCGGUUUUUUUUUACUUGAAUUUUAAGACUAUCUGAGGGACGAAUUGGGGAAUUCACCAAAUGUUUACGCCGCAGAGGAAGGUUUGGUCGGGUCGGUCGUUGACGCCAUGGAAGAAAGUGGACGGGUCAGUUUCGGAUCCAAACUCCAACGGGGUUGUUGUGGGAAAAGGGAAAGCAGCGGCUUUUGUUGAGUCAGUGACUCCUGAUGGGAACGACCUCGGGUCAGAGGACCAGGAAGGAGUGCCCGAGAAAGUUUUAAGACUCGAAAAUGAGCUUUUCGAAUACCAAUACAAUAUGGGGCUUCUCUUGAUUGAAAAAAAGGAGUGGAUAUCUAAGCAUGAAGAACUCAAUCAGGAAUUGAUGGAAGCAAAGGAUGCUCUCAAACGGGAACAAGCGGCUCAUUCAAUUGCAAUAAAUGAUGUUGAGAAGCGUGAAGAGAAUUUGAUGAAGGCCCUUGGUGUCGAGAAGCAGUGUGUGCUUGAUCUUGAUAAAGCCUUACGAAACAUGCGUGCAGAGAAUGCAGAAAUCAAGUUUACAGCUGAUUCAAAACUUUCUGAAGCAAAUGCUUUGAUUGCCAGUGUUGAAGAGAAAUCCUUGGAGGUGGAGACAAAAUUGCGUGCAGCUGAUGCCAAGCUUGCAGAAGUGAGUAGAAAGAGUUCACAGAUUGAGAGGAAGUCGCAGGAGUUGGAGUCCCGUGAAAAUGUACUUCGGAGGGAACGCCUCUCCUUUAUUUCAGAGCAAGAAGCACAUGAGAUCACUAUGUCCAAACAGAGGGAGGAUUUGUGGGAAUGGGAAAAGAGAUUGCAAGAUGCAGAAGAGAGGUUGGCCAAAUCCCAAAGAUAUGUCAACCAAAGAGAGGAGAGAGCAAAUGAGAAUGAUAGACUCUUGAAGCAAAAGGAGAAGGACCUUGAAGAGGCACAAAAGAAAAUUGAUGCUGCCAACCAAACUUUGAAGGAGAAAGAAGAUGAUAUAAACAGCAGGCUAACAAAUCUAACUUUGAAAGAAAAGGAAUGGGGUGUUGUGAAAGAGAAGCUAGAGAUGAAGGAGAAGGAGUUACUUGUCUUUGAAGAAAAGUUGAAUACCAGAGAGAAGGCCGAGAUUCAGAAGCUCAUGGAUGAUCAUAAUGCCAUUCUGGAUGAGAAGAAGCGCAAAUUUGAUCUGGAAAUUGAUGAAAAGAGAAAAUCCUUAGAUGCAGAUUGGAAAAGCAAGGUGAUUGAAGUUGAGAAGAAGGAAGCUGAAGUAAAACACAUGCAAGAAAAGGUUUCUAAACAAGAGCAGGCAUUAGAUAAUAAAUUGGAGAAACUAAAGGAGAAAGAAAAGGAACUCGAAUUAAAAGUGAAAACCCAGAAGGAAAGGGAGAAGACCAUCAAAUCUCAGGAUAAGGAUUUGGAGAUUGAGAAGCUGCAGAUGGUUGCUGACAAGGAAGAACUUUUGAGUCUUAAGGCUGAAGUUGAGAAGAUAAGGACUGCAAAUGAAGAAAAACUACAAAAGAUACAUGAGGAGACAGAUAGGCUCAGGGUAACUGAAGAAGAGCGUUCCGAGUAUCUUCGCUUGCAAUUGGAAUUGAAGGAAGAAAUAGAGAAAUGCAGGCUUCGAGAAGAACUACUGUUGAAGGAAGCUGAGGAUUUGAAACAGCAGAAGGAUAAUUUUGAAAGAGAGUGGGAGGAGCUAGAUGAGAAAAGAAUAAAAAUUGAGAAAGAGUUGAACAGUAUUAGCCAACAGAAAGAGAAAUUUGAAAAACAAAACCUUGCUGAAGAGGAAAGGUUAAAGAAAGAGAAGCAAGUAACUGAUGACUAUAUAAAGAGGGAGCUGGAAGCUCUUGAAGUUGCCAAAGAAACUUUUGCUGCCACCAUGGAACAUGAGCGGUCAGUUAUCGCUGCGAAAGCUGAAAGUGAGAGAAGCCAAAUGCUUCAUGACCUUGAGCUUCUGAAAAGAAAACUCGAGAUUGAUAUGCAAAAUAGACUUGAGGAAAUGGAAAAGGAAUUAGGAGAGAGAAAAAAGUCAUUUGAGGAAGAAAAAGAGAGAGAACUAGACAGUAUUAACUAUUUAAGAGAGGUAGCUAGGAGAGAAAUGGAAGAGUUGAAACAGGAAAGACUCAAGAUAGAAAAAGAAAGGCAAGAAGUUAAUGCCAGUAAGAUGCAUCUUGAAGGACAGCAAAUUGAAUUACGAAAAGACAUCGAUGACCUUGUGGAACUCAGCAAGAAGUUGAAGGACCAAAGAGAGCAACUUAUCAAGGAGAGAAACCGCUUUAUUUCAUUUGUUGAGAAACUUAAGAGUUGCAAGAAUUGUGGUGAAAUUACCUCUGAGUUUGUGCUUUCUGAUCUACGAUGUCUACAGGAAAUAGAGAAUGAGGAAGUCUUUCCUCUCCCUACUUCAGCAGAUGAGUAUAUCAGUGGAAAUGUUUUUGGAAAUUUGGCUGCAUCUGAGAGGCAGAAGGAUGAGAUGUCUGCACCUGUAGGUUCAGGUUCUCCAGUUUCUGGUGGAACCAUGUCAUGGCUUCGUAAAUGCACCUCAAAAAUAUUCAAAUUCUCUCCCAGUAAGGACAGUGGACCUCAUGCUAUUGCAAAACUGAAUAUGGAGGCCCUGCUCUCUGGUCAAAAAGAUAAUUUGGAAGGCACAUCAAAAACUGAACAUGAGCCGGAGCUCUCUUUUGCUGCUGCAACCACAUCUUUGGAUAUUCAUGGGGUCCAAUCAGACUCCAGCAGAAGAAAUGUUGAUGUUGGUCAUGACCUCUCAGUUGAUAAUCAGAGCAACAUGGAAAGUAAGGAACAGGAAGUGCAUGGAGAUUCUCAGAGUUCUGAUUUGAAUCGUGGAAAGCAGGUUCACAAGAGAGGCAAGCCUAGAGCUAAAAGAACACGCUCUGUGAAGGCAGUUGUCAAAGAUGCUGAAGCUAUUAUUGGGAAAACCUUAGAAUCAAAUGAACUUGAGCAUCCUGAUGAAAGCAGGGGUGAAUCUGGUCUUGCUGAUGGGAGAGCAACUAGAAAUGCAAGGAAGCGGAAUCGUGCUCAAACAUCUCAAACUCAAACAGCAGACACUGAGCAAGAUGGUGAUGACAGUGAAGGACGUUCUGAUAGUGUUGUGGGGGGCCAGCGAAGAAAGAAGCAUCAAAAAGUGGUUCUGGCUAUGCCAAUACCUGGCGAGAAAAGAUAUAAUCUCCGACGGCUCAAAAUUGGGGUCACAGUUGCUAAAGAUACAGCAGAUCAUGUUAACAACUCUGAAGCUCCCGUGCCUGCGGGUGAAAAUGGAGAUGCAAGUGAGAAUGGUGGCGCGGACUUUCUGCAGCAGUCUGAAACAGCUCUUGACGCUAAGGAUGAUGAUGCUGGUACAACCAAAAAAUUGGAUCCGCAUACAGCAUUAAGUGAAGAGGUGAGUGGCACACCCAAAGGGGUUGGUGAGUAUGGAGAUGGUAAUGACUACAAAAGUGAGUCGCGUAGUGAAGGGCUGAAAGGUGAUGGUGAGGAUGAUGGAGAUGAAGAUGAGGAGGAUGAAGUUGAGCAUCCUGGCGAAGUCUCUAUAGGAAAGAAGCUUUGGAAUUUUUUCACCACGUAAAGAUGUGGAUCUUAUUCCUAGGUUGGCAAUAUCAUUCACGUCUUUGAUUGUAUCAGCUGUUUUAGGUUUGCUGGUAGGAACACCUUGAUCUAGUAGUGUGUAUUAACAAUUUAAAUGUUGUAACCAAGAAAAAAAACACAUUUAUUCAGGAGGGAGAGUGGGUUUUUUUCACCUUUUUUUGGGGGGUUAGGAUUCAGGUCUUGGGCUUUUUUUUUCUUUAUUGUACUUAAGUACUAGUGCUAGAUGAUUUGACGUAGCAAUGAUUGGCUCCUUCAACCAUAUUGUUUGUAUCAAAUAGUACAUGUAUUUUUCAUAUUUGCUGGAAUUAUUGUCCGACUGCUGUGAUCUCAA
Molecule: messenger RNA, 4165 nt
Organism: Gossypium raimondii (Peruvian cotton)
Lineage: Eukaryota; Viridiplantae; Streptophyta; Magnoliopsida; Malvales; Malvaceae
Product: protein CROWDED NUCLEI 1
Exons: 8
Coding region: 326-3814 (1162 amino acids)
Biological process (GO): nucleus organization
Cellular component (GO): nucleus
Source: RefSeq, a predicted model, not a curated record